AUGAAUCUUAGGGAUCUCCAUUCCGAAAGUGAGGACGACGACGUAACAACCGGUUUAGCUGACGAAGACCGAGAAACUCUUAGGCCAACCAGGCAGCCGGUCGGCCUAGUUCGUGGUUAUGCUCCAGGUUGGAAGUCCCACGAUGCUUUCAGAGAAUAUUAUCAAAACUGGAUGGACGGUAUGGUCGAAAGUCGCAAAAUCUUACGGUCUCAAAUCAAUGUAUCUAUCAAUGAUACCGAAAAGGAAUGGGUUGCGCUAGCACGCCGUUCAGUUGGCCAUGAGCUACUAGGCUUCAUACGAUUCUCAAAACAAAAAGGUGAACUUGAACUUUCAAACUUCAAAGCUCGGCUGGAGCCAAAAGCCCUAAGUAUCGGGGAAACUUCAAAACGAAACAAUAAGAAUACCGCCGGGACCCACGGAGAGGGGUUUAAAGUUGCAUCGCUUGUGAUGGUACGGAAGGGGUACCAGGUUCGCUAUGAAGCAUCAAAAUACUAUUGGAGGUUUGUUCUUUGCGGCCAAAACAAACGCCAUCUCUACUACCAACUUUCGCCAAUAUCCGAGUCGAAGCUUACGAAGGCGAUGGCAAAAUACCGGGAGAACGUCAAUAUAGGAUGCCCACGAGGUACGGUAGCAAACAUGUGGGAAGAUGUCACGGUAAAAAUCGGCAAGGUAUAUGGGUCCAAGGCAUCCGGAGAGAAAAUUAAGUGGGAGAAAUUCCAAGAAUGGAUAAAGGUCUCUAUGGCAUUGGUCCCGCCUGUAACCUUGAUCAAAACACAAUAUGGCGACCUGGUUACUGACCCAGAAUUCUCCGGUCGCCUUUAUCUCAAAGGCUUGUUUCUUGAACACAAAAAGGAUCUUAAAUUUUCCUAUGAUUUGGCAAAAGGACACGUCAACCGCGACCGAGAAACCCUGGCAAGCACCGAAGAAGAGGCUAAGAAUUUCGCAGAAAUCUGGGGAGAAGCUAUUAGGCUUCAUAAAGGAGACGCCUUGAAGGAUUAUACGAAAAUGCUCAGGGAAGACGACGGCAAUAAAUGGGCCGAUGUCAAAUCUGCGGAACGCUAUAUUAUGAAAGAUGUGGCAACUACAAUCUGGGAGUACCUCAAAAAGUUAGGACCUGAUGUCUUCUUCUGCGAUGGCAAGGAAAUGGCAAAGGUCGCACAAAUCAUCAAAACGUCCCUUAAAAAGAAUCCGAUGCCGCUUCCUUCUUGCAUCUGGGAACCAUUGCGCAAAUUCGGCCUUGUAAGGACACCUAAUGAGCAUCGAAACUAUUUACUCCAGAAUGCCCCCGUUUCUCAGGUAGAGGAGACGACAUACUCAAUUGGGCUUCAGAGGGCCUUGCGAGCUGCGUUGGCGCUAAAUGUAAAGACCAGAAGCCUUAACCUGAUCUUCAAGAGCGGAGCCAAAGGACAAUUGGAUUUGUUAAUUGAUGGAGAUAAUCUCCUCCUCUACGACCACUGGCUUUGUUUUCAACAAAGCCAUGCAAAAUCUACUUGUCGGUUAUCACAGUUGGUAGCAAAGGUUGAUCAUUUCUCUUGCGACCACAUUAUUUCAGAGCUCUAUGGGAUGAUUCUCUCCGAGUUACAAAGUGUCAGCAAACUUGAACCAAUUUAUCAAGAUGAAGAUAACUCCUUAUGCCAGAUGGUUAGCGAGAACCUGCGGCACAUGCCAAGAAUGAUAAGAGUUGAGAAAACUCUAAAACCGGGAGAGUUGGCCGUUUCCUGGACAGAUCCAGAGAGCCAAAUGGCUUUUGAGCUUCAUGGUCUAGACUUGAAGUGCCAAGUCACAUUGCAUCGAGAGAGCACCUGUGCCGGGGAAAAGGUCGAGCUAUUAUGUAUAGAUGGUAUGAAUCCCUUCCAUGCUAAUGACAGCGCACAUUUUAACCAGCGCAUAGAGAAUAUCGAAGAAUCGGCCAUAGAGAACUCUGCCAACGGUGAUUUAAGACAUUUCUCUGAAUGCGGUUGCCCAAGCAGGCUGGUAAUUCAAAAAUCAGGGACAACAACCUUUUGCGACCUUUCUACUGACGAAGCAUAUUUUCCUAUGGUAGUAACAGCCCGCGGCAAAUCGUUCUUUGGGUUGCCUCCGGAUGCCAUCAAGCCAGCCCCACGGGUUGAACAAAUUUCCCAAGAGCCUCCCAAGACACCUACGCCUAACCCCCAAGUUGAUACGGAUGGUUUAUAUGACGCUACACCUCCGAAAUCGCGGAAAAUACGGCCGCGGUUUGGUAGCCGGACUCGCCCAAAGAAGUUUGCGCCUACUCCAAGAAAACCCACCGCUAAUCAAGCCACUGUUGAAGAUUUCAUAGAAGGUAUGCACGAAGGCCCCAACCACGAUUCUGACAAUGAGUCCGAUAACGGGGUUGUCGCUGGCCCAGUUCCCACUGGCGAGGUUCACAAUGUGGAAAAUAAAAGCGAUGAUGGGACAGAAGAAGUUGCUCGUCUCAACAUGGGUCGUGUACGCCGUAUUAAACAGCAGCUGGCGCACAAAGAGGAUCAGCUUAACUCUACCUCCAACGAGCUCGCGAGUAGGACAACGGAGCUUAACGAGGCAUUAGACUGCUUAGAAGGAAUGAAGGUACAAAUUCGUGCGCUGGAGGCGGAGUUUGGAAUACAGAAACAACGACUCGAGAGCACCAUCGAAGACCUGGGCGAGGAAAAUAGGCAGAUGCACGACGCACAAGCUGAAAGUAUAACUCGUGUUGAGCAGCUUUUGGCAACAGUUGAAAACUUACGCAACGAUAUGCAACAGCUUCAGGAAGGAAAGCUCCAGGUUAUGGCUGACCAUCACGAGUUUGUAAGAGCAACCCAAGAAAACCGCGCCACUAGCGAACCUCAAGAAGUUUCCUCACAAGGUCUCCCAAUUCAAACCUCGCACGCCGAUAUGGAAGUUCUCCGUCAAUCAAACGAUGCGUUGAGAUCCGAAAUCCACAGCGCUCAGACAGACCGCGCAAGCCUGGUUACAACGCUCAAUGGUGCCUUGGCUAUGCUUCAAGGGGUGCUAAGCCUAGGCUCUAGAGAAGCAAUGGUGGGUAUGCUUCAAGGCGUUAUUACCAUGGUCCAAGCAAUGUUGGCCAUGGCAAAUAGAGAAUCGUCUCCGCCUUUAGUCAGUCGGCCUAAACGGGCUAGAGUUAAAGACGAGAAUGGGGUUGAUGUGCCAGGAGAAAAGAAUGCAAAGAGGGUUCGGAUUGGGAGAGGUAAUGGUUUUUAG
Messenger RNA from Venustampulla echinocandica, 3204 nucleotides. RefSeq lists its product as uncharacterized. NCBI's taxonomy places the organism in Eukaryota, Fungi, Ascomycota, Leotiomycetes, Helotiales, Pleuroascaceae. The record is from RefSeq and is a predicted model, not a curated record. The transcript has 3 exons. The coding region runs from base 1 to 3204 and encodes 1067 amino acids.